This is a messenger RNA of Rhincodon typus (whale shark), 4969 nucleotides long. RefSeq names its product Ras-associating and dilute domain-containing protein-like (gene radil2a). Bases 207 to 4076 code for a protein of 1289 amino acids. Gene Ontology annotation, biological process: substrate adhesion-dependent cell spreading; neural crest cell migration; signal transduction. The record is from RefSeq and is a predicted model, not a curated record. NCBI's taxonomy places the organism in Eukaryota, Metazoa, Chordata, Chondrichthyes, Orectolobiformes, Rhincodontidae. Gene Ontology annotation, cellular component: microtubule. The transcript has 17 exons. Gene Ontology annotation, molecular function: GTPase binding.
UAGCCACCACAUGGUGUCUCUGUUCCCCGUCCUACUCUUUCCUCAAUCUAACGGGAAAGUUGGAGUUUGAGUGAAGUGGGGCCACUGAGAGUGGCGGAGGCUGUUGAACAGGCUGAAGGUGUGUCCCAGGCUGGACCGAGAGCUGCAGUCCCGGGAUGAGAGCGGACGGGCAGCGGCUGCAGUGAGCGGCCGGGCCGGGCCGGAGCAUGCUGUCCGGGGAGGGGGCUAGCAACCUCUCCCGGCAAAGCCUCCACUUCCCUGCGGGCUUACUCAUCAGCUCCCCGAAAAGGCGAGUCCCCAAGCUGGGCAGGAAACAGAGUAACGGAUCGGUGCUGUCCAGUUCGUCAGACACCACCUUUAAAUCAAGUGAAAGUUUUGGUGUGAGGCAGCCAGCUCGGAGCAAGAUCAAGCGGCACAACAGAGGACUGGCCACGGUGUUCAGGGGCCGCAGCUUCAAGGAUGAGAAGUCGGGCGUUGGAGUGGGAGCUGAUCCAGCCACAGAUGACCCUACUGAGCUUUCCACCCAGGUCACAGCCCCUGGCGUGCUCAAAAUCUUCGGUGAUGAGAUCUGUGCAGGUGCCAACUACAAGAGUGUGCUCGCAACGCCAUGUUCUAGUGCACAGGAGCUGGUCAAGGAGGCUCUGGAGAGAUAUUCCCUGGACAAGAAUUCGAGCAGUGACUAUGUCCUCUGUGAUGUGAUUGGACGGUCAGAUGAGGACCACCAAUGGCGCACGGAAUGUUUUCGGAUUGUGAGUGAGAAUGAGAAGCCCCUUAUUCUUCAGUCACUCUGGAAACCAAAGGAAGGAUUUGCCCGGAGAUUUGAAAUGCGCAGGAAAGUCGAUGUGGAAGAAAUUACGGCAAAGGAGAAAGACACAGUGACAGCAGGUAUCAACGCCCAGGCUCGCCGACUGCAAAUGAGCCGAGCCCGGGCCUCGUCCGCUCUGACAGACGAGGAGAUUGAAAGCAGCUUUGCACUUUGGCGAAGUGUCAGCGAGGUGAAUCUAUCGGGGAAGAGCAGGGAAUCGAGACGGAGCAACAGGAAUGGUUGGAUGGAAGCUGCAGAGACUGAGGAGGACACAGAACAGCCGUGUCUCAGUCUUGAGAAGGAGGAGACUGAAAGCAGUGAUGACACUUCCACCCAAUAUUCCAUACACCCACCCUUUGAGUUCCCCUACUUUCUCCUGUUGCAAGGCUACAGUUCCAGGAAGGAUUUUGUCAUUUAUGUGCUGAAUGGAAGCAGUCACGUGUUUGGUCGCUACUUGGAUGAGUCAAGAGGUGAGGAGGAGCAGCUGAAGGUGGACAUCCAGCUGUUAGCCCCAGAUAUCUGCCUGCGACAUUGCAGUGUGCGGCGCCAGGAGGUGAGCUCCAGUGGAGAGAGUGGUGAUGGCCUGGAGCUGGUGACACUGGUCAAACCGGGCAAAGGAGCAGUGGUCACUCACAAUGGGCUCCCUCUCAGCACAGAGAGCCAGCUGCAGCCGGGUGAUCUGUUGGGCAUGGGAGCCCACUACCUUUUCAUGUACAAAGAUCCGACCCUCAGCAAACUUCCUAUCAGCCAGAAACCGGUGUGGUACCCAUCGCCAGUGCUGGACCUGAGCCCAGGCGGGGAGCUCACCUGUAGGAUGUGUGGCUGCAUUGUUCAAGAGAAUCAACAACAGGAUCUAAUUCCUUCAGCAGAGAAACCAGCUCCCGGGCUGAAAGACUCGAAGGGCACAGACUAUGUCUUCAUGUACAAUCUCUCGCAGGAAGAUGCACUUCUGAAAUGGAUUAUCAAUAGCCCAUGUGAGGACAAUGUGCACUCCAAACUGACUGCAGCCUUCCUGCUAUGUCUCUGUAUCCAGCACUCAGCCAGCUCCUUCCAGCCUGCAGACUUCCGCACGCUGCUGCUCAGGAUAGCAAGCCAGAUCCAAACGGUGAUGUGGGAGAAAUCGAAAGAGCUCGCAGCAAAUCAGAGAGAAAAUGUGACCAGGGACGGUGAGGAAGUCCCUCCAAUCCGAAUGCCAGAACUGAUUCCAAGCCUGCAGCCUCUCGUAUACUGGAUGUCCAAUUCCAUAGAACUGCUGCACUUCAUUCAACAGGAGGUUCCCAAACUCUUAACGUGGGAUCAGCACACAGAGCAGUAUGGUUGCCAUUAUGACCAGCUGUCGUCCACUAAGGCAGCGAGUGAAGAGGCCAUGACAGUACUGGAGGAGGUCAUCAUGUUCACCUUUCAGCAGUCAGUCUAUUACCUCACCAAGACCCUGUACACCGUCCUGCCUGGGAUGUUGGACAGCAAUCCCUUUACAGCUGAGACAGCGCAGCUCAGUAUUCCCAGAGGAGUUAAGGAUGUCUUGGAUAUCUUCCAGGGAACGUUGAACCUGUUGAAACAGUAUCGAGUUCACCCUGAGCUUGCCUCUCAGCUCUUUGCUUAUCUCUUCUUCUUCACCAAUGCAUCGCUCUUCAAUGCUCUCAUGGAACGAGGAUCAGGAGGAGGUUUUUACCAGUGGACGAAAGGAGUGCAGAUCCGAGCCAACCUGGACUUGCUGCUUGACUGGAUUCAAGGCAUUGGACUCGGUGAGCAGGCUGCUGAACUCUUCCUCAAGUUUUCGACAGCUGUUAACCUGCUUGCCACUCCCAAGGAGACUCUCCUGCAGGCUAAUUGGAGGUCUCUGCGCAGUGAUUUUUUCAGUUUGAACCCAUCGCAGCUCCAUCACAUGCUGAGGGAGUACAACCCGGGCCGGCCAUGCCCACCGGUGUGGAACCCCGUCCAGGAGGACCAGCAGGCAGCACUGAGAACAGCUGACAUCUUGGAAAGCUUCGACAAUCACCCGCCCCUGAUCCUGCCUUCUAGCACUUUCCACAUCGAACUUGGAAAGCCCAUCCCUGACUCCCUGGGCCUCACCUCCCAGCUGGAACGUAUCAAAGAGUUUCUGAAGAGCCUGGAGGAACCAGGGUCUCUGGCAACGCCUGAACUGAGCAGUGGCAGCCGAUCCCCACAGAAUGCGGAAGCUGGAACAGGAGUAGGAGCAGGAGCUGGAACAGGAACAGGAACACUGGGAGUUGGAGCUGGGGCAAGAACAGGAACACCAGGAGCUGGAGCAGGAACAGGAACAGGAACACCGGGAGCUGGAGCAGGAACAGGAACACCGGGAGUUGGAGCAGGAGCAGGAACAGGAACACCGGGAGCUGGAGCAGGAACAGGAACACCGGGAGUUGGAGCUGGAGCAGGAACAGGAACACUGGGAGCUAGAGCAGGAACAGGAACAGGAACACCAGGAGCAGGAACAGGAACAGGAACACCAGGAGCUGGAGCAGGAACAGGAACACCGGGAGCUGGAGCAGGAACAGUUCCCGAAAUUGGAGUGGGAGUUGGGGCAGGUGUGAAGAUGCCCAGUUCUGCAGAUGAUUCUGGGCAGUGUGCCAAUCAGGACAACAGCCAUCGCUCCAGCUCAGUGUGUGAAGGGAAAUACCGACAAAUGGGCCGUUCUCUGUUCCACAGCCAUGCCCCAGGUAGCCUUCGAUCCUGCCAGGCAGAGCUGGCACAAAAGCUGAAGAACCUUGAGCUCCAGAACAGUCUCCCUGGGCAACAGGACAUUGGCCAGAAGAAGUUGGCACUGGAUCCCUCGUGCCUACUGACCCCACCAAACACGCCACAGAUACUGGAGCUGGCUGAGGCUGAGAAUGAUCCCAUGGAGCUGGCCUGCAGGAGGAUGGUAAAUGGUGACCGGCUGGAACCAUGUAAUGGGAGCACUCUGCAAGAUAGCUGCACUCGACAGAAGAGCGAGCCUGGUGAUGAGGUCUUCACUGUUGACUUAGAAAGAGGGCCUCAUGGCCUGGGUCUGGCAUUAGUGGAUGGGCUGAGAACCCCGUUAAAUCGGAGUGGAAUUUACAUCAAGUCGCUGGUGCCUGACUCACCAGCUGCAGGAUGUCAGAAGUUGAGCCGGGGUGAUCGGAUCCUGGCUGUGAAUGGUACCAACUUGGUGGGCCUGGAUUACCAGCGGGGUCGGGAGCUGCUCAGAUCGUCUGGAAACAAACUCUGUCUCCUGGUGGCGAAGUCUGAUUCGGAGAUGGCAAGGAAAGUGUUAACAUUGAACUGCUAGUCUGAGUGGAGCAGAGAUGGUAAAUGCUAAAGCCAGUGAGGGACAGUACAGACCCUGCGACUGCCUGGAGGUGCUUGCAGAGAGCAAAUAUAUAUUUCAGUAUUUAAGUCCAGUUGCCGUGUUGAACUGGGGCAUGUCCAUUGAGGGGUUAGUGUUAGUACCUGCCCACUCACUGUAUCUCUGCCUUUAACCAGUGUGCUGAGCUCGGGAACUCCAGUGGAGUAGGGAGCAGGGUUCCCCAGGAUUGUGGAGGGGUCAUUCCCUGGGAUUGAGGGGUAUUUUACAGGAUUCCCAAUUGGAAGAGCACAUGAUACUUUGUAACCCCACCCCAAUUAUAGUAUCACUGGCUCCUGUUUACACCCUUCCUUGGACUGUUAUUUACCCCCCCUUCCCCACCAUCUCCUGUUUACCCCCUGGCUCCUGUUUAACCCCUUCCCCACCGUCUCGUUUAUCCCCUGGAUCCUGUUUACCCCCAUCCCCCACCAGCUCCUGUUUACCCCCCUUCCCCACUGUCUCCUGUUUAUCCCCUGGCUCCUGUUUACCCCCAUCCCCCACCGUCUCCUGUUUACCCCUCUCCCUCCCCCCCCGGCUCCUGUUUAGCCCCCUCUCCAACCCCCUACAUUACCCUGGAGUGCGAUGCUGUGCUCGGAGUGAGUUUGUAACAGGGAGGGAGAGGAGAUGAGAGUGGGCAGGAGCUCGGAGCUGGUGGGUUUGAUUGGAGUUUGGUGCCAAUUGUUUGGGAAGAACACUUUAAAAGUUGAAGUUUACCUUGUUUCACAUGUUUGUUACUGCCUGCUGUUGAUGUUGAUGUUGAUGUUUAACACUGACACAGAUUCUGAUAAUCCCCAGUCCCCGGCCCCCCAUGUAUCUAAUAAAAUGUUAUUGUCACGUUA